This is a messenger RNA of Paralichthys olivaceus (Japanese flounder), 3717 nucleotides long. RefSeq names its product monocarboxylate transporter 9. Gene Ontology annotation, cellular component: membrane. The record is from RefSeq and is a predicted model, not a curated record. Gene Ontology annotation, molecular function: monocarboxylic acid transmembrane transporter activity. Gene Ontology annotation, biological process: transmembrane transport. Lineage: Eukaryota; Metazoa; Chordata; Actinopteri; Pleuronectiformes; Paralichthyidae.
GCUGCUGCAGUGAUGUACGAAGUUGCUCUGGUCAACAAAUUAUUCAUGAAAGAGGUCUGAAAAACUUGGGUCAGCACAGGAGACAGGCCUCUCCCAUGUGUGUUCAGGGUGCAUGGUGCGGGAGGGGUGACGCCAAGCGGUGCAGGUUCUUUAGUUUCUCCUCCUCCAAGGUGUGGUUCCAGAGAAAGAAACAAAAAGCGGCAGCCGGCUGUAUCUUAGUUGCAGUCACUCUUGUGCUCAGGACCUCAUACAGGUGACUUGCCAGUUUGGCCGGGCCAUGCUUUGCAGCAGCCUUCACCACAUGACAUCUCUGUGAACCCCUGCUCUGUCCGAGCUGCAGCAGAUCCCAGACGGCAGCAGUGAAAUCAGGACCAUGGCUCCAUCCUCUAAAGUGCUGGACGGAGGCUGGGGAUGGGCCAUCGUUGUGGCCUCUUUCAUGGCCCAGCUCCUGGCCUAUGGAUCGCCCCAGUCAGUGGGCGUUCUCUACCCCGAGUGGCUGAAUGCCUACCAGGAGGGCAAGGGCAUGACGGCCUGGGUGGGCUCCCUCGUGGGUGGAGUGGGACUAAUAGCCAGUCCGAUAUGCAGUGCAUGUGUGGACAACUUCGGGGCUCGUCCAGUGACCAUCUUUAGUGGCGUAAUGGUGGCAGGUGGCCUGAUGCUCAGUGCCUUUGCUCCCAACGUGCAGUUCCUCAUCUUCUCCUAUGGGAUUGUUGUUGGCCUGGGUUGUGGUCUGGUCUACGCAGCCACAUUGACAAUCACCUGUCAGUAUUUUGACAAAAGACGCGGCCUUGCCCUUGGGAUCGUCACCACAGGCACAAGUGUUGGAGCGUUCAUCUAUGCCACCGCUCAGAAUGAGCUGAUUGCAAUGUACGGCCUGGACGGCUGCCUGCUCAUCAUCGGUGCAUUAGCACUCAACCUCAUGGCGUGCGCCGGCUUCAUGAGGCCUCUUUAUAUGCCGGGGUACUACCUCAAACGGAAAGCCGCCCUGGAGCGCAACACGGAAGAGCAGCUCUUCGAUAAGCCCCAGGUGAAUGACCUACAGAUCACAGCAGGCUCCACUGUCACCAGUCCAGAGAAAACUCUGACAGUGAAGGAGAUGCUCAUCACCAUCGAUGGCAAGGAUGUGGGCAUCCAGACGGAGAAGAAAGGCAGCCUCCUGGCUGGGUUUGCCAUCAUGAAAGUCAUCAAGAAGAAGCAGCAGGCGUACUCCAGGUACAUGCAGUCCAUGUAUGAGAUCCUGCAGGACCAAGCCAUGGUGGCAUUCUGUUUCGCUGUGUUCUUGUUCAGCCUGGGGGCGUUCCCUCCUGUGCUCUUUAUAGAGGAUGUGGCGCAGAGUCAGGGACUCGUUGAAGAAGUUAGCAUCAUUCCUCUGGUAUCAAUAGGGGCCAUCGCCACGUGUGUGGGUAAACUAGUGCUCGGUGUGCUGGUGGACAUCCGGUGGAUCAACAGCAUUUAUCUUUACGCCUUCACCAUGUUCGCAGGCGGUGUGACGCUACUCCUUCUACCUAUCACUAAGACUUACAUGGGACUGCAGAUCCUGUCAGCUCUGUUGGGUUUCUUCUCUGGAAACUGGUCUCUCACCUCCUACAUCACCACACAGAUUGUAGGCUUGGACAGACUAACCCAAGCACACGGCAUCCUCAUGUUCUUCGGGGGACUUGGGAUCAUGCUUGGACCCCCGGUUGUAGGGUGGUUCUUUGACUGGACACAGUCAUACGAUUUGGCGUUCUACUUUAGUGGGAGCUGUGUGGUGCUGGGAGGAUUCAUUCUCACUCUACUCACCCUUCCCUGCUGGAACAGGAAGCGCACUGAGAACGACAGACCUGACGUCCAUUACACCAGCAACUGUGACAAAGUUGCCUCGGUAGCCUGAAUACAACCUCUCAUAAGGACUCACAUCUUACCCCCACUGCCAAACAAUGCCCACUGUACCUAAACCACCUGUAGCAGAAUUAUUCUUUGAGUAAACUCAUUUACAGAGGUUUUGAAAUUCAGGCCUUUCUUCUGCACUUUGCCUGCAUUUCUCAGGUUCAAUCAAUAUAUUGGAGAUCUUUACCAACCACAACAACAGGGCUAGUUUUAAUUUCACCCUGUGAGUCUUUAUGUUUGACAUUGUGGCAAAAUGUGGUGGAGUACUGCACCCAAUGUACUGGGAACUACCACAGAAGAUGUCAAACUUUGGCAACUGCAAGAUACAGACACAAAGAUCUACUUGUGUGUAUCAAAAUUAUGACAGAAACCAUUGGUAUUUAACAUGUACUUUGACUUACAUGUUUGGUGCAUGUCCCAUCUACUAACACGGAGGAGCUGGUGUUUAUGACCUGUACUUCAGCCAGCCACCAGGGGAUGAUCAGGACAAUUUGGCUUCCCCUUUGAGGCUCUGUCAUGUUGUCCAUCCUUAUAUACAGUGUAUGGGUCUGGCCCAUGAGUACUGAGAAGUAAUCAUGUAAUAAUAAUAACUACUGAGCAUUCAUGGGUUGGAAAUGGUGAGAUCCCAUUGCAGGAUGGUGUGUAGUUUUAACGGUUUGACUCUGGUGCCUGUGUUGAUAAUCUCUUUUUUUAUUGUUGCCUCAUUUUACGAGGCAACCAGAACACUAUUGUUCAACUCCCAAAAUCUACACUGUUUAUACAAACAAUGGUUGUCACUUAACUGCAGAGCUAUUAAAAGACAUGUUGAUGUUCAUGGGAAGCUGGGAAGAAAGACAUCUGUAAAAUCAGUGGUUAACGCGGCAGUUAAUCUUUCACGGUAAGAAUCACUCUGCAAAUGCACAAAAAUCUCCCAGGAAUCUGACUUGAACAGACUAUACAGGGAUUGGAAUGAAGGAGGGAGUCUUUUUAUGAUAAUCGUAAUUAUAGCAACAGUACUUUUUGUUUUGUAUUUUGGUUUAAUAUAUAUAAAUAUAUCUUAAUUACACCACUAUGUAUCUUACCAAAGCAUCAAUUAUAGUCAAUGCCUGUCAACACCUAAUGCCUGUUAGAACAAUACAAAAGCCUUGCUUUAAAUAUAAUUUUUGUUUUCAAGUGCAUUGACUCUAUUUUUAUCUUUUUAAAUUGUUUGAGUUUCACAUACUUCGUGUUUUUGGAUCAUAGAGACUUUUUAAGAUGCUGAUUCAAAACAUGUAAAAACUCAGUCAUACUGUAGUCAUGAGCAUGUUGAUUCUCUGUGGCAUGUUUAUCAUGAUCUCUGCUGGCAUUCGUUUUGACCUGGCUGGUCCUUUUCAUCAUGUUGUGUACGUGUAUACGUAUAUAUGUAUAUGUUAACAUGUGCGUUGUGUAUGUACGUGUCUGCACAUGCACACUCUCCUACAUGCACAGGCGUGAGGGUGCAUUGUUUGAUAAACUUUUGUACUAGCACUAAUUUGUAAAGUCCAACGUGCUAGUGACUUUUGUAUGCACAAAACUGGCCAUAGAGCUGUAAAGUUUUUUUAUUUUAAAGUUGGAAGAGGAUUAGUGUGGCAGUUGUAAUGAAUAUCUUGCUACACACUUUGAGAAUCACUUAAAUGCUGUUAAAUACACCACUGCAAAUGUCGUUUUGAUAGCUCCAGACUGUUUUCUUUGUGUUUGUAGAGGAUAUUUGUGCUGAUCUAAAAGUGACAGUAUGGUUUGUUGUCACCUUUUAGCUACUCUUUUUUUUAUGCCAGUAUUACAAUAUUUAUGUAUGUAUUUUUGAUUUAUUAUUUCGUUUAUAAAGUGCCAAUAAAAUAUAUUUGGAUUAAA